UCAUGUGAACGUGGUGAUAAGAGAAGGAACGAUAGAAGACCCGUCUAGAGAGCGAGACCCCAUCCUGACAAGAAACGGACAGGGGGCCUGAGAUGUGACAGUAGCACCAGGAGCCGGCACCGAUCAGUGACCACGCGGGUUUAGCGAAAAUCGGAUCUAGCAGGCUGGAUCAUAGAAUAGUGUCGUGGAAAAGCGGACCGCGUUUCUAGUUUUUCGCCAGGACUUUUCCGGACGUGAAAAUGCUGGCCGAGAAGGACUUCUGAGGGGAGUCGUUAAGGGUGUGUUAAGGUCCUGACGGAAGUGGGUUAAGGGAGUUAUGGGGAAAAGGACCAGGAAAACUAGGUGGCGCACGCUGCCCAUCGGAGAUGAACAAAGUGACAGCGAAGAGUCGAAUUCAACCCUUGACACCAGAGUACCUCCAACGUAUCACCAGAAAUAUUACAAUAGGCUCACUUACUCUAGUCAAUCAACGCCAACGAGAAGGUACCAGAGCGACAGUACCAAAUCCACAAGAUCGAGCAGUACGGCUAGUGAGAAUAAAAUUACGUUCAAUGAAGAUGAGUAUACAAGGAUCACGACACCCAGGCAGGAUGUGCUUUUCAAGAAAGGCUACCUCAACAAACCCAAAACAUAUUCUACCCAAACGUCUACCGGAAACUCGACCACAUCUACAGGUAAUUCUACCGGAAAUGGUACACCGGAUUAUCAGAGCACAGACUUAGAUUAUGAAUCGCAUUUUAUGUAUCCCAAUGGCUUCCUAGAUCAGAACGGAAUUUAUUAUGUAAAUAGUUAUGAACCGUAUCCCUUGAUGGUAUACAAUGCGCCAGCGUACUACAACAAUGACAGUUGCGGAAGAACGAAAAAGUACAGCACGGAGUCAUUGGCCGAAACUGCCAGCACAUCUAAUGAAGAAACCUCUCAGGAAGCGGCGAAUCACAACGGGGUCGCGCAUGGGGACGACGUGACGCCACCCCCAUCGCAAGUCAACGGCCACCAACACCACCCCCAGCACCACAUGCCGCCACCGCCUGAAUACGGACAGGUGUACAACGUGGUCUAUCCAGGGUUUUAUUACAACGGGCUAUGCCCGCCGCAGGAAUUGGUAAACUGCCAGAAUCACCACUCAGAGCCCAAGAGAAUGAAAAGGCGCAGGCGUCGAAAACUCUCGGACUCCAAGACGGCAGACGGUCUUGCGCAACAGAACGGCAACGCUUCCGAAUACACCGAGGACGACUUCAGCUCCGUGGAGGAGGAAGACGAACAGGCGGAGAAGAUGGCCGCCGCCGACGACCAACGCUCCGAAGAUCACUCCACUUCCGUGUCGCCCCCUACCGAGAACCAAACGAACGAAAACUCCGAAGCAGAGACCUCCCUCUCCGACGUCAAAGAGGACAGGACGGCGCCGGUUUGCAACGGCGACAAGUCACUCGAGCCUGCGGCUCAAAACGAACCUGUUGUCACUAACGAAACUGCCGAACAAGCUUCUAACGUUAGCGAUACGAACAAUGAGGACAAAAGAGUCAAAUACAAUCUAAAGCCCGACGCGCAGGAGUUUGUUCCGAGGGCUAUGCGACCAGAGAACCUCCAGUAUUUCAAGAUACAACCAGGUUUCAUGCCGGUACCACUGAUGAGUCCGAUGGGCGCUCCUAACUACGGACAUCCCGCGUAUUUGCCGCCUGGAAUGCCGCUCGGUUAUAUCCAGCAAAGUCCUGCCAUUUAUCCCGGUUAUAUGCCAGGGUUCAUACCGGCUUACAAUCCCGAACACGUCCAGACCAUUGCGGCACCCAUCGAGGAGAUUCCCCAGAUAGAAGCUGAAGGAGAUGCCCAACAAGAACAAAGAUCCAAGAACGACAUCGACAUCAGAACCGUUGUCUCCAAACUAGAAGAAGUCGCUAAUGAUCCUCAGAUACCCGAUCGAAAGACCUAUCAUAACAAUCCACCUUACAAAAAAUCAGGACAACACAAGAACUACGAGGAACGUAAGAAAUUCUACAACAAAAACAAUAACAACGUCCAGAACGGGUACUACCACAAGAGACAGAACGGCAGAUACCAACCUGUUAUUCACAAUGAAGCUUCAAACGGAGUACAACAGAAAGAAGAUACCAACGAAAUCAAAGAAUGCUCCAAAAUACUGGAAGAUCCAAUCGCUGAAUGCGUUCAAGAGGCAGAAAAUCCAGAAAUACCUCCCAACAAUACUCCAGUUGAGAUUGCAACAUCGAUUAAACAGCCAGAUCCAGCUCCAGUAAAAAUAGAAAUCACACAAGUCAUCCCACAGCAGCAGCCACAAACUACACUUCCAAACGGUGAACCUCAAAAUACAAUAGUGAAGGAACAAACAACUAUGGCUGAAAAAUUAACCAGUUCACCUAAAUUCCAACAGAGAUCUACUAAUCUCCAUUCGAGCGAAGGACCCAAAGCAUCUAACAAAGACAAUAAUUACUCUGAUCCCAGAAAGAGGUGGCCAAGGAGGGACGAAAAACCCUUCCAAAAGAGGGACCAACCAGUACCAGAAGAUAGAUCCAACCAAAGUUACAAACACAACGACAGCCAGAGGUUCGUAAAAAAAUUCAACCAGAAUAGCCCAGCUCCAGCUAGGAAACAAACUGCCACACAAACUACUCAGUACUCCAACGAUAAUUCCAAGAGGUACUCUGAAACCGUGAAAAAGUCAGCUCAAAGUGCACCGGUCAAAACAACAGUCAGAGAAAACCCCCAGAGGACUGCAAGAGAAACCAAACCAGUAAUACCUGAAGCAACAAAUACUCCAAACAAUCCAACACAGUGGAUCUCCGUUUCCAGCAAAAAGAAAAGAAGAAACAAGAACAUGGAAGAUUCAGAUAAUGGCUCUGAAACUCCUAUAUUGGAAGAGGAGGAAGAUGAGAAGCAACCUGAAUCUAACGAAGACAGGUUGAAAGAUUUCCAACAGAACGCGUUCUUACAGAAUAUGAUAAAUGGGUGCACUAAAGUUGAAGCAACGCAGUCUGAGGAAGCCAGAGAAGUUCCUGACGUCAUAAGAAAGAGUCCCGUGAAAAUUAUGGAAGUGAGGGACUUGGAAAAAGAGCUAUUGAGCAGUGUCGGCGUAGAAAUCAAAGAGGAAACUGAGCCUUCGACGGCAGAGGUUAAAAUUGUCGCACCAACCAAGCAGAAGUCAAGCUCGAAGAAAAAGUCCAAGAAAGGUGGGCAAAGACAACAAACUAAACGUGUGUUCAUAACUGAUGUCGAUUUAUCAGAGGUACUUCCUGAAACCAAGAAGAAUGAAGCUGAAGAAGAUAUUAAAGAACCUGAAGAAAUCGUUGUUAAGGAAGACGAAAAAGAAGAAACUUCUGAGGAAAUUCAGAAGGAAGAAGCCAAACUUGAUCCACUUCCAGUUGUGGAGAUAGAAGUGAUCUCAGAAGAAACCGUUGAAAAGAAAGAACUGAUCCAGAUUGAACAAACUGAAAAGAAAAACAAAAAGAAGAAGAAGAAAUCGAAAAUUACCGAAGCUGUAACGAACACACCAACAAACGCAGAGGACACUUACGAUCUUCUCCUAGAAAACACACUCUCGAAUAACUCCGAAGAUAAGACGAACAUGGAGAUAUCACAAGAGUUAGAUCUUAUCAUACAGAGGGGUAUGUACAGUAAUCUUGAGGAGAAAAUCAAAGCUCUCAACAUAAUUCCCAUAAAAGAAGAGUUCUUCCAAUCUGUGGUACAGACUAGCAGGGAAUCCAGCACAGAAAAAUCGCCUGAAUUCACGAAACUCCUGGCGAACUCUAUGCCGAAAUUCAAAUAUUGCAUGGCUUCUGUGGAAGACGAUUUGAAACAACCUUCUACUUCCAGAAGUGACUUAUUCGUUGAAAACCCCGAAAUGAACGAAAUUCUGAAAGACUUGUAUGGGGAGGAAAGAACAUCUGGAGCAGUAAUGAGCGAAUUAGUGACAAGAACAAGUCCUUCCAGAGAAAUCAAGAUAGAAACGGUAAGAGAGAAGUCUGUAGAAUCAAAACCAGAAGAAAGUAACGACCAGGAAACAGAGAAAGAGAAGCUGUACCCAAUAACUCAGGCGGUGAAGAACUGGAUGACCAAAACCAGGGAGAACACUCCCGAAGUAGAGAUCUUGAAGAGUCCCAGCAAGAUAUUCAAGGAAUUCUGUGAGCUGGAAGGUGCGUCCAGGAACGGCCUGGUCAAUGGUAAAAGAAACAGCGCCAUCUCUGAAAGCGAUGAAGAAAUCACCGUAUAUUCUGCUUCCAGGAAUGGCAGCGAUGCGGCCGACCUCUUAGAGUGUUGGGAGAAUGAAAUUUCCUUGGAAUCCGACCGUGGUAACUCCAUAGAAGAAGUGGAAACAAAGGAUAUUGGAGACGAGGAAGUGUUGGAGGUUUACGAGAGCAAAUACGGACAAAACGAGGACUUUUUGGAGCUCCAGCGCGAGAUCGAAGAGAAAAAGAAGCAGGAGCAGGAGGCGAGAUCCAGAAACUUCCCGAAACAUGGAGCAUUACCGUAUCGCGCUAUCUGUUGUAACGUCAUGUGACAAUUGUGCGAUGAAAAACCUAAACUUGACUCUAAUUUUAAGUGAUGUAUCUAUGACUCGUUAAUGUGCUACGCGAUCGUGGUGUCCGUUUAAAAGAAACUGUGAUUAAAACGUACCUAUGGACUUUUCCCAAACGGAAACGACCUAACCUAACCUGUCAACCUGACGUACGUCAGGUCGUAAUUUAAUGCCGGGUCAUGUGACCGGGAGGGCAGUUUGUUGAAGAAGGGUUGUAAUAUUCAUGUGCUCAAUCAAUAUUUUCUAUUAGGGUAGGUGAUUUUAAUUCAUAUCAGCGCGAUUCAAGUUUCAAUUUGGUGCCACACGUCGAUCUUUGUUGUUUUAUUUUCCUUUGAUGCGAAGAACUGAGGGUGAAAAACUUGUCAGACGGCGCCAUCUGGAGAGUACGGUAGUCGUUCCUAGACUUGUCUGUAACUGUCUUUCGCGUUGAGUGAAAAUCCAAAAAAAAAUACUUCCAAGUGAACAAAGAGACAAUAUCUUUGGGUAUUUCCAAAUGUGAUACAGAUUACCUCCAAAACUGAUGUAAAGCUUUGUUGUUAAGGGUUUUCUUCGCUGAUGUCUCUAUUUUCAUCGACGAUUCUUGGAUUCUCUAAUUAAAUUGAUUCUAUUUCGAAGGAAUCCAGCCUUUUGAGUGACAUUUUUCACUGCUGACGUUGUUGAUUCAUUAUCAAAUACUGUCGACUAGUUUGCGAAAGUUUUGCCUUAUCUGCUAACUAGUUCGAAAUUGAAAUGAUACAUGUUCCAACAUGUCGCUUAGGAAAUUUCGUGGAUUUCGUGAUAUUGUCUCAUAUUUCUGUCAUUUCGUAAUGAAAAUUCUUACAUUCAAACUUGAAUUUCUGUAUCUUAUCAAGAUACACAGUUUUUUUUUAAGUUUCAAUCGAAUUUCUGUAGUGCCAUAACAUUACUUAAUCAUCAACUUGUUUGUUUUCCUAAAUUUAAUUCGGUUCGUAAAUAAUUAAUUUGAGCUAUUAUUUUUGAGUCGUGAAGUUGUCGUAUACUUGCUUCAUGAGUAGUUUUAACAUCUUAAUAAUACGAAAUUAUUGUUGACAUGCUAUAUACAUAGUCCGUUAUUUUUCGCAAAUUUCGUCAUGUUAAAUAUGAUGUAGAGCUUUAUUUUUAUGUGACAAACUCAAACUGUAAUUUUAAGACUCACUAGUGGCAAUGCACACAGAUCUAACCUCUAAAAUUGACAGCUAAAAUUAUUUUGACACUUUCAAUACUAACACCUGUCGAAUACCAUUCGUUUAAUCGUUUAUAACCUCAAAUUGAAUUAUUGAAGUUAUUUUAGGCAUAUUGUUAAACUAUUUGUCAAUUUUUAGCUGUAAUCCCAGGGUUAUAUCGGGGUUGUAUAGUCAAAGUGCUUCUAUUCGGCACAAUUCAUCCAAUCAAUGAAAUCUUCAGAAGAAGCCUUUUGGAUUCAUAGAAUUGUACGUUGUACAAUGUCUGGAAGUUUAAACCGGGUUUGUGGAUUUUCGAAAAGACUGUCUUGGAUUUCUUUGCUCAAAAUUUUGAGGAUAUGUUGUUGAUGUAGAUACGGUUAUUGAACAAUAACCCGCUGAUGUGAUCUGAUGGGAGUGUAUGUUAAUUAAUGAUGUUGGAAUUCGUAGUAAGAAACCCGGCCUAUAAUGAUAAAUAGACUGAAAAUUUCACCAUUUCCUUGUCCGUUCAAGAUGGCGGCGAUAUAUUAGGUUAUGUCGCUGUCCGUUGAUGUUAUAUCAAAUUUUGUAUUUCUGUUGAAAUAAAUAAUGAAGUGUAUUUUCUUGGUACGAGAAGUAUAAGUCAUUUUUAUAGGAGUAUUUAAUUUAGGCAAGUGUGUCACAUAAAAUGUUUGAUACAUUUUAUAAUUAAUUUUAUAAUAAUUAAUUGUUAACUAGUGUUUAGGAUUUUUUUUGUCGAAAUUUAGUUCAAUUAUGUUUUGAAAUUUAGGCGAUAUUCAAUUAGAGAAUUCAUAUAGCUGCUAUUGAAUCGAAAGAAUCCUUACCUAAUUUUGUUAUUUUAGCUUUAGAAUGGUUAUAAUAUAGGUAAUGGUAAAAAUAUAAGCCAAUCGAAAUCAGGUAAGGCAAUUGUAGGCGAUUUUUUUCAUUAGCAUCACCUCCACACAACUCAAAAAAAAAUAAUUUUCCUUGAGAAAUUCUAAGAAUUAUGUAGCUGUGUUUCGGUAAAUUGUAAGUCGUUCAAAAAGACAUGUAUGCAUCUGUAGGUUUGCAAGUUUUGAGCAUGUAUGGAAAUGUUUUUCUUCGUUUUCUUCAGUUUGUUACUAUUAUUUUUGUGUAUAUUCGAGUUUACUUAAUUCGUUGUUGAAUUGUUUGUUAUUUUUUUUGAGAUUUGUGCCUUCGCAAUAUUUGUAAAAUAUAAUAUGAAGUUGU
Messenger RNA from Coccinella septempunctata (seven-spotted ladybird), 6891 nucleotides. RefSeq lists its product as uncharacterized. NCBI's taxonomy places the organism in Eukaryota, Metazoa, Arthropoda, Insecta, Coleoptera, Coccinellidae. The record is from RefSeq and is a predicted model, not a curated record. The coding region runs from base 317 to 4507 and encodes 1396 amino acids. The transcript is spliced from 7 exons.